CGAUGAAGUUGGAUCAGUUUGAAAAUUGGCGCGCGAACUGUUUGCGAGAUAGGAAAAUGGCUGACAGGUGUAAAAAUCGCGCGCGUCGGCAUCCGGGGUACCGAACCGUGCGCGAACACGAAGCACGACACGACUUCACGGAUACCUAGUAACUGGUUACACGCAGCAACAGCAGCGGCUAAAGUUAAACAUACUUUGAACUCGAUGUCUCGUGUCUUGAUAAAACCCUCGCUAGUGUAGCGUGUUUUAUCAACAACAGAAGGAAAUGUCGGAUAACAGCGAGGCUUUUGAGGAUCGGAAAAGUGAAAUGCUCGAGGACGAGGAGAUGCCGACGUUUAUAAGCGUUUCGAGCAAAGACAUUAGCCUGCCGUAUACCGCCGAUACCGCCGAGGCAAACAUCCAGCAACUCUUACCGCUUGAUAACUCCGCGAAUCCCUUGCGAGGCAGCGACGAGCCGCCGGACGAUUACGAGGCCCAGAGCCGUAGCCACACCACCGAGGAACAGGCAGACGAGGGUAACGAUGAUAACGAGGAGGGCAGCGUUUGCAUCGUCUCCUCCGGAGAGGAAGCCGACGACGUUGAUCGCUUCUCUAGGUCUUACGACGAGGAUGUAGACGAGGAAGAAGAAGAGGAGGAGGAGGAGGAUGAGGACGACGACGAUGAUGACGACGAAGACGACGACGACGAGGAGGACAUUCAUGGUGAAAUCUUUCAGAUUUCUUACAUUCCCGAAUAUGACAUGGGUGUUAUUCCUGCGGAGGACGAAGUGGUCGAAGUCGCAGAUGACAUGUUGGGUGAUUUUUCAGAAGAGGAAAUCGAGAGGGAGGAUGUUAUGUCUGACGACAUGGCAUUGAGAUCCGAUAAACCAAAGGUUAUUAAUCGACAACAAAGAAGUCAGUCUCUCCAAGAUCUGUCCGAAUAUCGUACGUUGCCUCGGUUCAAGUCAUCCAUAACAAGUGUAAACAAGUACAGUCGUGUACAGAGCAAAGUGAAACGUUAUAUUCAGGACUUGAAAGAUAUGAAUAAGAGGUCUGCUGAGAGACGCCUAUCCAUGGAAGAGUCGCGAAGACAUUCAGAUUUUAGCGCACAAGCCUGCCAAGACGAAGCGGUGAAUGAAUAUGAUCGGAACACAAGAGGUCGCAAAAGCAUCAAGGGUUAUGCUGAACAGGUGUUGAAAGACUUGGAAGUAAGAGAACAGCUUACUAAGGAGGAGGGGCUUGCUUUAACAAAUGAAGAUGAAAGUAACUGCGCAGUACGAGAGAAUCAAAAUGAUUCACCAGUGAAGGUUGUUGCAAAGAAUGUAAAUCGCGAGCAUCCACAAAAGGACAUAAUAAUGAAUGAAAUGAGUGUGGCGAACGAUAUUGUCAAGGUGAAAAAACCGAACAUGAAUGGCGAACUGUUGAGUGAUCAUUUGAAAAAUAUUAGGAUACCAAAACAAAUAACUGUGAACUACGUUUUCAAUGGUCAGACACAAGGACAGAAUAUUAUGGAUGUUCGAUCAAUCGGCUAUGAUGAAUACAUGAGAGGUAGCUCAAACUCUAGCACAGAUAAAAACUUGGUACAUGUAGAAAGUAAUGAAAAACCUCCCUGUAAUGAAAUGACAGAACACAAGAAAAUGCAAAUUACAAAUGUCCAUAGCGAAGCCCCGACUACUGGGAUGGCAAUUAAAAAUGUUCAAAGUGUAAAGGAAACUCCAAUGGAGGUAGUCGAGCAUCAGGAGGACAUUGAGACGGUUGCAUCUGUUAAAACUGAUGAGAAAAAUAAUGCCGAAACGCUGGCACAGUUAGCAUUAGUUCAAACUCAGUUAAAUCAAAAGACAACCCAGUGCAAGGAGAUAAGAGAAGCAUAUGAGAAGACACUGUCGGAAAAUUUUGAGCUUAAACAAGAAUUAGAGGAGUUAAAAAAAACGCUGUCCAAGUUAUCUGCCAACCAAAAACCAACCCUGCAGCUUGUUGCUGUCGCAAUACAAACUGACCCACCUCCAAACUGCGAAAAAAUCGAAACUAUUCCAUCUGCUAAUGCCUGCACCAAUCCAAAACUGUCCACCAGCAGUAUGGGCUCUGCUAUUAGCUAUAACACGCAAUGGACUGAAAGCGCCGGGAGUCUGCCAGCUUCUAACGGUUCCAUCAGACCACUACCCAAUCUUACACCACUUUCAAAUGCUGAAGACAGUUUUAUAGGAGUGUCUGAAACCCCUCCUCGUCCACCUCAUCAGCCUUCGCAUGCAUUCCAAACUUCCUCAAAAAUAAUUAGGAUGCUAUCAAACAUAACGCGACGGAAAUCAAAAACUGAUGAUAAUGUAACUGGGAAUUCAAAUAUGGCAAAUAUCUUUGGAACGGGCUGCAGUACCUCUGGUGUUUCCAGCUUCAGUACUCCGAUCAAUAAUCGGGGUUCGAACAAAAGAAAAGCUACAGAAAUGCCCGAUAAUACAAACUUCCUCCAGCCUCCAAAGAUUCCACAUACAGCUGGUGGCUAUAACAGAUUACACAGAAGGACGAAGUCUGAAUUUAAGUAUCCAGGGGAUUAUGUAAAGAUUAACUCUCAACCCUUUGUGCCUCAAUCAAAUGAUGCCAAUAGACCUCUGGAGAACUUGGAAUAUCCACCGAAAGAAAAUGAUGCUGUUGAAGAUCCAGAUUCUGGUGUGAAAUGCUUUACAUAUCGCGAGGAUGAAAAUAGUUUGGAAACGAGCUUCCUCAUCCAAGCUGAGGACGAGACAAAAAGUCAAGAUGGCAAAGAUGGUGAACGAGCUGCACCUGUUGUCCGUGAGUGUGGACCUUAUUUACUCGGAAAUGUAGAAGUGCGGAUGACGGAAAUAAAUGGAACCAUCAACAUCUGGGGCAAAGAGGUCAGUCAAGAAACAAACACUGAAGACGAAUUAGAAGAAGUCGCUGAUAAAAUAGAUGAAGCAAACGAGAGAGGAUCUUGUGGGUGCUGGCAAAAGACACCAAACACACGGAAUUCAACUGUCGAUCCUCUUUCCUGCUCGACGAAUAAAAAGCUGAAAAUUCCACCAUUGAGGCUCAGUGAAUCUGGGCACCUGAAGAACUUUAGUUCCUUAUUACCAACUGUAGCUAAGGAGUCGACGUCUGCUAUAGACAACUUCAGAGAAUGUCCAAACUCUAAGCAUUCGAUGAAUCUUGAGACAAAUGGUAAUUGUUGGAAUUGUGAAGCGCACAGUAAUACUCGAAAUGUUAAUCAAUUGAAGAGGUCUUCAAACUUUGCAGAAGAAGAAAAUACGAGAAAUUUUGCAAAGAACUAUCUUAGCUGUAAUUGCGAACACGAACACUGUGAUUAUUCUCCACGUCAUAGAGUUUCAAGACAUUGUCAUGGUGAUCAUGAUUGCGCAUCCACCAUGUCAAAUUUAAGGGAAACUGGGAGAUGUUCAAGAUUGCAAAACACCAAGGAUAAUGAACAAUCAAAGACUGAAGUGAACUUAAGUAGGAAUCAUUUGACACGCUUUACUUCCAAUUUUGCGGACGAAAAUGUAACUUGUUCUCAUGGUGUGAGGAAAAAUAGCAUAAUGGAAGAUGACGACGAUGAUGUAUUCAAGAAACCAUCGACUUCAAAUGCAAGAGUAAUUGAGAACUGUUGUAGAAGUGUGGGAUGCAGAUCGCGAAGUCCUUCGUUUAGUAAUCUAUCCACCGAGCCUUUACUGUCGCACCAUCCACACGAACAUUCCGAGGUAAGACGUCGACGUUCAAGUGGAAAACGAGUGCGUGGCAUUCUCAUGGACUUUUUGAGAGGCUGUGGGGACUGUCAUGCUACAAACAGUUCUGACAACAAAAUUUCACCUAGUACCGUGCCCGAAAUUCGUGUCAGGUCUAGUACACCACCUCCUAGUCUGUUAAGUCAAUGUCAACAACGGACAACUCAUUAUGGAUCGACAAAUACUAGAUGCAAUCAUACGGAGUGCUGCGUUACAUGUGCCCGAAAACUAGAAAUGGCUGCAGAGAUAGAAGCCCAGCUGGAACUUUUUGGAGCAGAAAUGGAAAGGCUACGCUCUCGAUCGCAAGCAGUUCUCGGAAUGUUGAACACAUUACACUCUGCAGAUACGACAAACUGAACAACCAAGCACUGAAGAUCUGAAUUGUGCUUUUCUCACCCGUUAAAAGUAGCCGUCAUUAGGUUUAAUAUCAUUGUUCACGUGUUAUUGAGUAACUCAGUUUAUCAAUGUAGAUUUUAUUUGUGGUGUGCAAAUGAAUUGCAGUGUCUUUGAAAUGUUUCGUGUCGUAAAGCAAUGUUCGUGCAUUUUGCUGGAAAACAUAUAAAGAGAAAGACUUCGAAUAUUUCAUUGAUGAUUCAUUACAUUCGUUCUAGAAAUCGCUUUUCUUUACCGUACUAUCAAUUGUUAUACUAAUUAUUAAUUUUUUAUUAUUUUUCUUUAUUUCCAUUGACUAUUACUUUUGAUUAUUUUUAUUCUUAGUUUCUGUGACGCACUAUGGGGGGGGGGGGGGGGGGGGGGGGGA
Diprion similis is the source of this 4466-nucleotide messenger RNA. RefSeq lists its product as uncharacterized. The transcript is spliced from 6 exons. Lineage: Eukaryota; Metazoa; Arthropoda; Insecta; Hymenoptera; Diprionidae. The coding region runs from base 266 to 4063 and encodes 1265 amino acids. The record is from RefSeq and is a predicted model, not a curated record.